Messenger RNA from Bicyclus anynana (squinting bush brown), 5555 nucleotides. It is a transcript of the gene Uch-L5, whose product is annotated as ubiquitin carboxyl-terminal hydrolase isozyme L5. Gene Ontology annotation, molecular function: cysteine-type deubiquitinase activity. Gene Ontology annotation, cellular component: cytoplasm. NCBI's taxonomy places the organism in Eukaryota, Metazoa, Arthropoda, Insecta, Lepidoptera, Nymphalidae. The transcript is spliced from 7 exons. Gene Ontology annotation, biological process: protein deubiquitination; ubiquitin-dependent protein catabolic process. Bases 182 to 1222 code for a protein of 346 amino acids. The record is from RefSeq and is a predicted model, not a curated record.
AACAUUAUUGAAGAUUAUAUUUUCAAAUUUCAAUACCGCAGCCAUCUUGAGAAGGAAGGAUGGAAGGAACACACAAAUCAAAACAUUUGUAGUUUCAAGACUAAGUUUUGGAUCAUUCUUACAAUAAAUAUUCCGCGUUUCGUUAGUACUUAGUUAUUGACAAUCAUAAUUUAUUGUGUGAAUGGUCAACAAUAUCAGUGGCUAUCAGUACAAAUGUGAAGCCAAGAAACACAAAAUAAUACUUAAACAAGCAAUGUUAACCAUGGGGUCAGCUGGUGAUUGGUGUACUGUUGAAAGUGAUCCAGGUGUCUUCACUUUGUUAAUUCAGAAGUUUGGGGUAAAAGGAGUACAGGUUGAAGAACUCUGGAGUAUAAAUGAUUGCAUCUUUGAAAAUUUAAGACCAGUCCAUGGGCUUAUCUUUCUCUUCAAAUAUGUGCAGCAUGAGGAACCAUCUAACCCAGUUGUUACUGACAACCGUCUUGAAAACAUAUACUUUGCCAAACAGGUUAUUAAUAAUGCUUGUGCAUCACAGGCAGUAAUAAAUAUGUUGUUGAAUUGCAACCAUCCAGAUGUAUAUUUGGGACCUGAGUUGACGAAAUUUAAAGAAUUCACUAUGUCUUUUGACCCCUACAUGCGCGGCCUUACUCUGAGUAAUUCUCAAACAAUAAGAGCUGCACAUAACUCAAUGUCCAGACCAUGUCUAUUUGAAUUUGAUGCUAAAACGCCGAGUAAGGAGGAAGAUGCAUACCACUUUAUUAGUUACAUGCCUAUUAACGGUCGAGUGUAUGAGUUGGAUGGUCUUCGUGAGGGGCCAAUUGAUCAUGGGCCAGUAAACCCAGGGCAAGACUGGUUAGAUAUAGUUUGCCCUAUCAUCUGCACUAAAGUUAAUACAUAUUUGGACAACGAAAUCAAUUUCAGUUUAAUGGCGCUAAUAUCUAAUAGAAAAAUGGUAUACGAACGGAAGAUAUACUAUCUAACUGAAGAUACGCGUAGAAUGCAGACCGACGAGGCGGAGCAGGAGAUCCGUAACCUGCAGAUGUUGAUAGAGCUAGAGGACACAAAGAUGAUGACGUACCAGCAAGAGCUGGCGCGUAGGACGCACAACUACCUGCCGUUCAUCAUCACUCUGCUGCAGAUACUGGCAGAAGCGAAGAAGCUGAUGCCUAUGUACGAGAAAGCGAAGGAGCGAGCUCUGAAGAGGGACAGAAACCUACAAGCAUAACAGGAAGAUACGGGGGGGCGUAAGGCGGACCCACAACGUCCGCCGCGCACUUCUCGCUCGCCGCGCACCCCGCGCACCCCGCGCACUCCGCGCACCCCACGUACCCCGCGCACCCCUCGCGUCCCGCGCCCCGCACAGCCUACCCCCAGCCGCGCGUCCCCCAGUAGCCCCUCGCGCGUGCUACCGCCCUCCGAGCAAAUGCAGUACUCGCUGGGGGACUUGGACGCCAUAUUCACGGAGAACGAGACGCCAGCGCCGACUGAGCAGCAAGCGGCGGAACCGACCGACGCGAGCGCCCUCGCCGCUGACGAUUUCUGGAAGGAUGUAGUGUUAGAGCCGGGCCUGGACACUGAUCUCGAUCUUCAGGAUAUAUUCAACGAGGAGUUGCCGGGGUCCGAUGUGGUGUUCGAGCCGGACGACUUUUUUGUUAACAGUCUAGUGCGUGACGAUCCCGAGCCUGAAAACCAACCGAAACGUGAAAACGAGUAAAGUUAAAGCUUAAAGUGACAAUUUUACUGCACCCGUGCAAAUUGACGUUAUGCAGGACUACAGAAGGCAAUGUACACUGUACAGUCAGUAUAAUUUAUAUAUAUUAAAUUGGCCGGUUAACUUGUGGCAGUUGUUACGGUAGCUGCAAUAGUGAUCUUUCUGCUUUCACUGUGAUGUGUUUUCAGUACUUACCUACGGCUCGUUCGACUUCGCGAGCGGAAAUUCUUGUUAUACACUAUUAUUGGUUCAAUAUCAAAGAUAAAUGUUUGGGUAUAUCUGGAAGAGCGGGAAUCGUAGCCUUCUCGGGGUAUACAUGACAUUUUUUAACUAUUUAAAUGGGCUUUUAAAUUUUCUUAAUCUUAAUAGUAAAUAAAUUUUAAACUUGCUUAAUGAAUUCAACCUAUCUUCGAUUAUAAACUAUAUUUUAAAAGAUUUUAUCAUUACCAUACCCUUUUUGGUAUCAUUUAUAAAUGUUUCUUUUUGUUCUCUUGUCAAACCUUGUUAUCAUUUUAAAACUUUUUAUAUUAUGUGGUUAAAUUAUAUUAUUUUAAAAAACCAUAGGAUGUUAUAUUUUUUUUUUAAAUAUUAAACUGGCAUAAAGCAUUCAACCUAUCUACAAUUUAGUAAUAUAAUCUUCUAUUUCAAACUCUUUUAUAUUUUAAAAGAUUUUUAAGAUUACCAUUUUGGUAUCAUUUAUUAUUUUUUCUUUUUGUUCUUUUGUCAAACUAUGGGUUUCUUUUUAAAACCUUUUAAUAAAAUAUAUACAUUGUAAUUAUUGAACUUCAGCUGAUGACUCCUUUACAGAUUUAUUCAUAAACGCUGGUAACAAAACUGACUACUAUAAUAUAAAAUGCAGUUUUAAGAUGUAUAUGUAUGUAAUUGAAAAUCAGGCCAUGGACCACGGUUCAAAUUAAUAAGUUAUAUUAAAUAUAAUAUAUAAAUUUAAUAUAAGAUUGAGAGCAGCUUUUAUAGUAACAUUUGUAACAAGGGAUAAGAAACAUUUUAUAAAAAUGAUUGUAUUGUGUAUAUUUUACAUAAUAUAAUGUGUAUAAGUUAUUUGCAUGAGUAUUAUAAAAUACUAAGGGCCAGUUUCGUCACUUUCUGUGGAACUGGGCUCAAAUGUUGAAAUAAAUUAACUGUUGAAGUAAAUAAACAAAUAUUGAAAUAAAGUAACUGAAUGUAACUAAGUUUUAACAAUAAAUCAUUUUAUGUAUCUGCAUGUUUAAAUAAUAAAAAAAUAGAAAUGUUAUAUGUACCUAAUACAUAAUAUGUUAGUAUAUUUACGCACAUAUAACAAUUUUACUUUUUAUUUAUAUAAUGUAAAAUAUAUUUUAUAUAAAAUGUAAAUGUAGAAUUGUACGUUUCUAGGUAAAUUGUCGUUUGUAGUGUAGUAAUAAUUAUAGUAUUUCACAUUGCUAUUGUAUCCUGAAAACUCAUCUUACUAAUUUUCUUCUAAAGGUAUUAAAAAUAAACCGGCCAAGUGCGUGUCGGGCCACGCGCAGAGUAGGAUUCCGUAGAUUAAGUUAGCAUUUUAAUCCUCUAUGUAAUGCACAUAAAUACCGAUUACCAUACCCAUACAUAAAUUUUUUUUUUAUUUAAUUUAAAAUUUAAUUUUUAUCCCAUUUUAUAGACGAUAAUAUUAAUUACACAUACCCAUACUAAAUUUUAUCUUUCUAGUUUUAACAAACUCUGAGUUAUCUUACUGACAACUCUAUCUUUUUAAUUAUUUAAUUAACAACGGAAUUAGUAUGUAAUUUUCGAUUACCAACUACGUUUUUCAAGUUGUUUAGGUACAUCAUCUUUUGUAAAUUCUAUUAUAAUUGUGCAUAUAUACUUUUUGAUAAGUCGUAUGAUAAUGGUCGUAUAGAUAUAUAAUCUUAAUUCUAAAACAGGCUGACUUUCAGCUUUUCUGCGAAGUUAGUAAGAUGAUUUUUUGCGCAAACGACGAUGAUAUUCAAGCUAAUUUCAUAAUUAACUUUCAUACUAAACGCCCGCGACUUCGUCCGCGUGAAAUUUGCUGUAACUUUAAUUAAACCCCUGUUUCACCCCCCUGUGGCUGUCUAUUGUAAUUUAUUACAGCCUUGAUGUAGUAUAAAUAUAGAAUAAAUAUACAAACAAAUACAUAAAUAAAUACUAAACUCUAUAAAAGGAAUAUGCAUUUUACUAAAUCUAAAAUGUAUUUUAAUACGCUUAAUAAAUUCAACUUUAAACAUUUAAUUAUCAAAUUUAUUCCAAUUUCUUAGUCUACUUUUCAUUGUAAAUAGACAAGGACUUGAAAACAAAUAAAGUAAAACUAAUUGUAUACCCCGGUAGAAUUUCCAAUGUUAUAAUUCCAUGAUAAAGUUGUGGUAGUUAAUUAUUAAAAUUUUUAAAUAAAGCAUAACUAGCUAAUAUAUCUAGGUUAAUAGAUAUUACAAAUAGGACUGAUUUCGGCAUUUUUAUUUUUAGUUUUUUACACACUUAUACUCUUAUUAGCUUCACUUGUAACUAUGUAUGUACGAAAAUCGAAUCUUGGAAUCUUAAUUUGGCCCACUUCCCGGUCUUCGAUUAGUAUGAAAUUUUGCACACGCUCUGAGUUCUGAUGAGAAUACAUGACUAGCUAAGAAACGUCAACAUUAAAGUUAUUAACACUUACAGUACCGCUAACAAGGCAAGAUAAAAUUCCGACAAGGCAAGAAAAAAAGUAACCGUUAUUGAGAUUCACUCUAAAUGGUACGAGAUCCGUUAUUAGAAAUAUAUACCCUCAUCUGUUAUUUAAUUGUGAUUAGAAAAAAAAUUGUAGAUAAUAUCUGCGGGCACGGCAGUGCCCCCGCCAAGUCGAGCAAUUUACUUUUACUCAUUGCACAUAGGAGUGCCUAGUUAAAUUGUGCCCAAACAAUGAGAUCUGUUAUUUAAAAAAAAAAAACGUUCCCUAGGUAACAGAAUAUACCAAACAGAACUGAAAACGCAUACAUUUUCUGCUCUCAAGAUGGCCCAACUGUGGGGUUGCCUAGAUUUUGUAUUUGUAUUUAUUGAAUAGUACAUACCACUAUUCAUUUUGAAUGCAAUGAAAUGCACUGAGAAAGCUGAAUUUUGAAUAUGACUUGAGAGCAUAAAGAAGCUUAACUUCAAAUUCUGGACCAAGAUUUCUUAUGUACACUUCCCGCUAUCUUGAAAAAAGUUUUAAAUCCAGUUUUUUUUCCCAAUAACUCUUUUCCGCUGAGAUGAAAAUAUUGAUGCAACACUAUUUUGUUGUUCUUUGUACGCGCUACAAUAAUAAUUAAGGUCUCUUACAUUUUUUACCUAUCGUUAAAGUUAUUGAUCAAAAAAAAACAAAAAACAUGGUAAGAGAUUCGUUAUUAGAAAUGUAUACCCUCAUCUGUUAUUUUAAAGUGAUUAGUUAGAAAUAAAUGAUAGAUAAUAUUCACCUUGACUCAUAGCACUAGGUUGCCUAGUUUUUUUGCAGCCAAACAAUAAAAAAUAUUAAUUUUUUUAACUGAAAGUUUUUGGUCAACUCGGUCGUGAUUUGCAUGACUAACACACGAUCAGUUUUAUCAGAUGUCUUGCUGUUAGCGCUGCAGGCACGUGGACUUGUUGGAUGGUGAGUAGCUAGCAUGAGUCGGAAGUGGUUUUCAUAGUUUAUGUAUGUGUGUAUAAUGCAGAAGAUAUCAACUUUACUUGAUUUAACAAAUUGUACAAAGUUAAUAUUUUUCGACUGGCUUUCUUAGUCGUACUACGAGUAUAAGAUAUUUCAUCAAAAUUGUAGUUUGCCGAUUUUAAAUAGAGUGCAAUGGCAUACCUGCAUGCUAAAUAUAAGUUUGAAACUUUAAUCGUUUUAGUACUAAUAAAAAUGUAGAAAAACCUA